AUGUCUGCUUCCACUCAGCAGCCAAAAUGGCGUCGCAUUUAUCUUCAAACCAUCACCCUCAUGCAAAAGAAUCUGCUGAUCUUCUACAAAGCACCAAUAGUAACAUUCAUUCGAGCGUUCUUGUUUCCUCUUGUAGUCACACUCAUCUUCAGCUUCUUGGUCCAUCUUAAUACUAGCUCGAGGUCGGACUCAAACUUGUAUGGCAUUUCUAAGGUUUCGCAUCCAGUUCGAAGCUUGGCCGAUGCAAUCCAUGCUACUCCUUUGCGCAAACUUGUCUUUAUCAAGAAUGGCCUCGCCAAUGAUACUCUAGACCCAAUCAUCGACGGCAUCCUCCGUGAGCCUGGGAUGGAGCAUAUCGAUUCUCUUGUCUUCAACGACCCGAAUACACUUUUCGAUGUCUGCAAGCAGAGUACCUUUGGCAGCAGUAACUGUUUUGCAGCGGUUAUUUUCACCGCCCUCAACGAGACAAACGUGGAUUACAGUAUCGUGGUGGAUAGCCACCUUGCUGAAGCAUUCGAAUAUGGCGAUUAUCGAAAGGAUGAUACACUCCUGCCGACUCGGAUCUUCCCUCUACAAUGGGCAGUGGAUGCCCAAAUCGGCAACUUCUCAACCCUCCCAAGGCCAUCAACACAACCAUUCAGUGGCUAUUUCGGAGCCGAAAAUAACGAAGCUCCCACAAAGCCCGCGACGAAUGGACCGUACUGGCUAUCCAUUGUCAGCAUCUUUGUCGCUCCCGUAUUUAUCUUGAUCCUCAUUGGAGUUGUAUAUCAUCUAAGCACCUUUGUUGCUACGGAAAGAGAAUCAUCAAUGUCAGAGCUGAUGGCUGCCCAAAAUGUUACCGUUAUGCCCAGACUACUGUCCACGAUGCUCUCUUUCUUCGCCGUAUACUUCCCGGGGUUCUUGGCAUGUUCGAUUGUCCUUACGCAGAUCCUGUUCAAAAAGACCUCCGACAUCCUUUUCCUCCUCAUUACUCUGCUUGCCGGAGCUUCCAUGAUCGCCUCAUCGCAUUUCCUCGCUUCGUUCUUCAGCAAAGCUCAACUCGCUGGAUUGUACACUUCAACACUCGUAUUUGCGCUUGCACUUAUCACCCUAGCAGCCACUCUCACUUCAGAUGUCGAGUUCCCACAAGUGCUGGCUUUGUCAUUGGUGUUUCCUCCGUGUGCCUGGUCAACCUUUAUUUCAGACAUCGCACUGCGCGAAUAUCAGCUCCGCUCGUUCUCCCUCAACCCAGGUGUGUACAGAAACGAUGAUAUAGGCAAGCUUCAGCGUCUCGACGGCUACUUAUAUGUCGUUUUCUUCAUUUUGCAGAUCAUUCUUUACUCUGCAGGUACCUAUGGAGUCGAGCGCAAAUUAUGGGGUGUCAAGAGAAAGUACGAUCUUAUCGAUGCCAGUGAAAAUGUCGCGCUCCGAGUCACUAGCCUUUCAAAGACUUACAACGGGAAAAGGCCAUGGUAUUGGCCAUUUAUGCGGAAGGGUGCUCCGUUACUGGCGGUUGACAGCUUGAACCUGGAGGUGAAAACCGGCUCUGUGACGUUCCUCCUAGGGCCUAAUGGUGGCGGUAAGUCCACAACGCUGAAAUGUAUUUCUGGAAUGACUAGUAUGGAUUUUGGGUCCAGAUUGGAGCUCAAUCAAUCAGGAUUGGUCUUUGGAAUCUGCCCUCAGUCUAAUGUUAUUUGGGAGAAUCUCACCGUUGAUGAGCAUAUCAAGAUCUGGAGAAAGCUCAAGAAUGCUGCACACAAUAAUCCAAACGAGGAUGACAGUGAUGUUCUUGCAGAGUGUGACCUCUUGCAGAAGGGACCUGCCAAAGCCAAAACACUCAGUGGGGGUCAAAUGAGGAAAUUGCAGCUGGCCAUUGCCUUCGUCGGCGGCUCGAAAGUCUGCUGUAUUGAUGAAGCAUCUAGUGGUCUUGAUCCUCUGUCGCGAAGAAAUAUCUGGAACAUCAUUCAAAACGGUCAUUCACGUCGCACCGUUCUCGUGACUACUCAUUUCUUAGAUGAGGCAGAUAUUCUUGCAGAUCAUAUCGCCAUUGUCUAUAAAGGCAAGCUUGUUUGCGAAGGUCCUGGGACAUCAUUAAAGGCAGAAUACGGCGAUGACUACAUCAUUCGCAGUGAUUCUGACAUCAACGGUGACUCCAUGGUUUGGCGCAGCUCGAAUUCGGCCGAAGCAACACGAAAGGUUCUGGAGCUCGAAUCUCUCACCGAGGAUGAUGCUACAUACAAUGUUACUUUCCCAACCCUUGAACAGGUGUUCUUAAAAGUUACCUCUGACACAGCGAUCCAUGACCAAGGAGGUGAUGGGAUUGUUGGGGAAGAAGACCCUAACAACGUAAUCGACGAGAAGAUAUUUGCUCUGGAGAAUGACAACGCUGAAGAUAUUGACCUUGAUGUAGGCCAGACGAUUGGUCUGACGCGAUAA
This is a messenger RNA of Cadophora gregata, 2415 nucleotides long. RefSeq lists its product as uncharacterized. Gene Ontology annotation, cellular component: membrane; intracellular membrane-bounded organelle. The record is from RefSeq and is a predicted model, not a curated record. Gene Ontology annotation, biological process: transmembrane transport; lipid transport. The transcript has 5 exons. Bases 1 to 2415 code for a protein of 804 amino acids. Lineage: Eukaryota; Fungi; Ascomycota; Leotiomycetes; Helotiales; Ploettnerulaceae. Gene Ontology annotation, molecular function: ATP binding; lipid carrier activity; ATP hydrolysis activity.